Molecule: messenger RNA, 1801 nt
Organism: Oreochromis niloticus (Nile tilapia)
Lineage: Eukaryota; Metazoa; Chordata; Actinopteri; Cichliformes; Cichlidae
Gene: ostf1
Product: osteoclast stimulating factor 1
Exons: 10
Coding region: 139-783 (214 amino acids)
Biological process (GO): signal transduction
Molecular function (GO): protein binding
Source: RefSeq, a predicted model, not a curated record
GCGCUGAAUAACUUUUCCGCGUACUGAGCAGAACUUCCUCAUUGAGGGUGCUAACAGCAGAGAACUCGACAGUCUUGCGACGGUUGUGAUUGAAACAGCACAGCGCGUUUCCUUUCGCUUUAUCCGCCAGCCUCACAAAUGUCGAAGCCUCCUCCCAAACCAGCCAAGCCAGGCCAAGUCAAGGUUUUCAGAGCUUUGUUCACCUUCGACCCACGGACACCAGAUGAGUUAUAUUUUGAAGAAGGAGACAUCUUGUACAUCUCUGACACAAGUGACACUAACUGGUGGAAAGGGACAUGUAGAGGAAGAACAGGAUUAAUUCCAAGUAACUAUGUGGCUGAGCAGGCAGAGUCUAUCGACAAUCCGAUGCAUGAGGCAGCCAAACGAGGCAAUCUGAGCUGGCUGAGAGAAUGUUUGGACAAUAAAGUUGGAAUAAACGGGCUGGAUAAGGCUGGAAACACUGCCCUCUACUGGGGAUGCCAUGGAGGACAUAAAGAUGUGGUGGAGCUUUUGCUCACCCAACCCAAUGUGGAGCUCAACCAGCAGAAUAAACUCGGAGAUACCCCACUGCACGCUGCCGCCUGGAAGGGUUACUCUGACAUAGUGGAAAUGCUGCUUAACAAGAAUGCGAGAUUAGAUAUCAGGAAUAACGAGAACAAGUUGGCUGUGGACAUGGCCACGAAUGCCCAGUGUGCGUCGCUUAUCAAAAGGAGGCAGGGAGGCCAAACCACCCGCACACACAGCAAUGCUGAAGAGUAUUUGGACGAUGAGGACUCGGACUGAGCUGGCCCCAUUAAACCAUUGCCUCUGUCUUCCAUUGGGUUUGGGGGUCGUGAUCCUUGCAGAGUUUUAUUACAGGACCUAAAAUGGAAUUGCUGUGUAACUGUAACUUCAUUUUAGUUCAGUUAUUUUGUUCAAACACCUCACUCCUCUGCCCUCAGCCUCACUUCAGUGUGAGUCUCAGAGCUUUGAAUUAAUGUGUUUUACAGUUGACCUGCUUUUUCUACCCCGAGUGGAUUUCCACACAUGGGGGAUUUGUCUUGGAGGAUCGAUUGUGCACUGUGGGCUGAAGGGCAGAGUAUAUGUAGUAGCGGAAAAGGGACCUAAACUCUUAGAAACACAUUCCAAACAUACAGCUUAUGUUUAACCUAUUAAAGUGCCAAUGCAGAUUAAAACAUUGAUCUGGUGUGUUUCUACUUAAGUUUUUCAAGCUCCACUUAAAUUGCUGAACUACAAACAUGACCAGAAGGAAUUGGAAACACAUUAUCACAACUACACUCCUUUAUGUACAUUAGGAAGACUAUUAAACAUGUAUUUAGCUCUAAUAUUUCCCCCCCUAAUAGAUUUCCCCACGUAUAUUCUCAACACUUAAAUUAUGCAUGCAACCGAUGUGCAUAAAUGGGCUUAAUGUGGCUGGAGUAUGUGUAAGCAUCUCAUCUGGCAGUAAACUCACCUGUUGAACUCUAUACUGCUUGUGUUUUUAUAACAUUUCCACCGCCGUUAAGCCCCCGCUUUCAGUUCACUGUAACUAAAAAUAAUAUUCCUCAUGUAAACUAAACAUUACUCUGAACUCUUUCAAGCUUUUGAUUUCCACCUUGGGAGCAUAUUUCUGGUUUUAUUGCUGCUUUCCAACAGAUUGAGGGGGAAAAAGUGCCUUAAAUGUAAAUUCGUGUUUGCGGUUGUUUUUCUCUUUUUCGGUGUGAACAUGUUUGUCUUCAGAGAUUAUGAAUUUCUUAAGAGGACUGUUCAGGAUUUCUGUCUGCUCUUUCUUCAGUCUCAAAUAAAGAUUUUUUUUAACUUA